Lecanosticta acicola is the source of this 372-nucleotide messenger RNA. The record is from the annotation of a GenBank genome assembly. Lineage: Eukaryota; Fungi; Ascomycota; Dothideomycetes; Mycosphaerellales; Mycosphaerellaceae.
AUGCGUCCUCCUCAACCUCCCUUCCUCCAGCGCCUCCUCAGCUUUGAAAACUGGAAAGAGCGCGUACUCCCGGAAGCCGUCAAGGCAUUCAUCGUGGGUUGCGUGAUGCAACUUGGACCUUCCACGACGAUAUCUCUGAUCUGCAACCCGCCGCCGACGAUCUUGCAAUUGCAAUUGGAGCAUUUCCAUGCACCCACCACGGGCAAGAGGUCGGGCGUCAGAAUCGGAGUCGAGACUCCAUGUUUACUUUGGCUGACUCGAAUCUUGUAGGAGAUUACCAGGUACCUUACGCAAUUGAGUAGUGAGGAGUCGGGCCUCUCGAUGGGUCGUUGGCUGUACGAGAUGGCGUCAAGGUGUGCCUUCGCAGAAUGA